Molecule: messenger RNA, 1845 nt
Organism: Spea bombifrons (plains spadefoot toad)
Lineage: Eukaryota; Metazoa; Chordata; Amphibia; Anura; Pelobatidae
Gene: MPI
Product: mannose phosphate isomerase
Exons: 8
Coding region: 32-1303 (423 amino acids)
Biological process (GO): carbohydrate metabolic process; GDP-mannose biosynthetic process
Cellular component (GO): cytosol
Molecular function (GO): zinc ion binding; mannose-6-phosphate isomerase activity
Source: RefSeq, a predicted model, not a curated record
UAGUCGACAGAAACAGUGGAAGGUGGACGAAAUGGCCGAGCCCCGAGUGUUCCCUUUAUCCUGUGUCGUUCAGGACUAUGCUUGGGGGAAACUGGGUCAAGACAGUGAGGUGGCGCAUUUGUGGUCGAAAGGUGGCCCUAACCGUGAGAUAAAGCCUGAUAAGCCUUAUGCAGAGCUGUGGAUGGGAUCUCACCCCAAAGGAGAUGCUCUCAUCAUAGACAACCGCAUUAAGGAGAAGACCUUGGGUCAGUGGAUAGCGGCUCACCCUGAGUGCCUGGGGUCAAAGGUCCGAGAGACAUUCCAGGAUCAGCUGCCAUUUCUCUUUAAAGUGCUAUCAGUAAGGCUGGCACUGUCCAUCCAGGCACAUCCAGACAAGGUGCUAGCCAAGAAGCUUCACAGUCAGUUCCCACAGCAUUAUCCCGAUGACAACCACAAGCCAGAGAUGGCUAUUGCACUUACCCCCUUUCGUGGCAUGUGCGGCUUUCGGCCUGUCUCGGAGAUUGUAGGUUUUUUGCGCGAUGUACCAGAAUUCCACGCUCUGAUUGGCCAGGAGUCUGCCAAGAAUUUGGAGUCUGUUGCAUCAGGUUCCUGUGAUGGAGAGCUGGUGCGAAGUGCCCUGAAGAGCUGCUUCACAUGCAUGAUGCAGAGCAGCAAGAAGGAGUGCGCGGAGCAGCUUAACCUGCUAGUGCAGCGUGUGUCCCAGCAAGCCAAGAAUGGAGGCGAUGUCUCUAAUUCCAUUGGAGAUCUGCUUCUCACACUGCAUUCUCAGUUUCCCGGGGAUAUUGGAUGUUUCGCCAUUUAUUUCCUCAAUGUCGUUACUCUUCAACCCGGAGAAGCAAUGUACCUGGGAGCUAAUGAACCCCAUGCCUAUCUGGAGGGAGACUGCAUAGAGUGCAUGGCUUGUUCCGAUAACACCGUACGCGCUGGUCUCACUCCCAAGUUUAUAGAUGUUCAGACUCUCUGCGAGAUGCUGACAUACAAUGCGGCUCCUGCCAGCUCCAAGCUCUUCCGUCCUGCACCCGUCAGUGGAGACCCCUAUGCCACGCUGUAUAAUCCCCCCGUGCCAGACUUCACCGUCAUCAAAAUAGAGGUACCACCUUCCGUGUCCCAGUACCAAGUGGUGGCUUUAGACUCUGCUAGCAUUUUGCUGAUCGUCCACGGUCAAGCCACAAUCCAUGGAUCACAGGAAGGCCUGAGCCUUCACCCAGGCUCGGUUCUCUUUAUAUCUGCCAACGAGACUUUAACCCUUAACGUAGGCGGUAAAGAUAACCUUCUUAUGUUUAGGGCAUGUUGUUUACUAUAAUAUGGCACAUUUUAUAGCGAUAUUGGUUUUAUUUCUUCUUAAUAAUUCUAGACAUGCUGCACCAUGAAGUGCAGUUGAACUCGGUGUUCCUAGGGACGGGGGGUGUAUUGAAGCACGCAGAUUUUAUCAGGCUUUCUCAGGUGUCGGGUUGUUAGCUAUUCUGUAAGCUGUUCCCUUGCUGUGGGUGACCAUCGUCAUCCAGACAUGGAUGCUUUUUUAUGGGCAGUUGAUAUGGUAGAAGAUUAUUUCCUUAAUACCAAAAAUGGGUUUUAAAAGGAAUAGUUCACCUUUUCAAAUACAUUUUUAAAUGUAUGUGUCAAUAUUCUUACAUGGGUUCUGUAAAAAGCAGUUACCCAUUAUGGUAAAUCAUAGCCAACUUCUCAAGAAAUCUUACCUGAAUACUUACGUUAGUAGUUAGGUACAACUGCUUUCAUUUUAGGUCAAUAAUGGAAUAGACUUGGCAUGGUUGCGUUGCCUGCAUAAUUUACCACUGAGAGCUAUAUUGCUGUGAGAUGAACUAUUUAUUAAAAUGGGUGAACUGA